AUGAAGACUUUAUAUGGUUUGUAUCUAUUGUUUGUCUGUGUUGUUGCUAGGCAACCAAAUAUUCUGUUUAUUGUAGCCGAUGAUUUAGGAUGGAACGACAUUGGUUUUAGAAAUCCAGAUAUGAUAACACCAAAUAUGGACAAAUUGGCCAAUCAAGGUGUUAUAUUUGAAUCGGCCUACGUUUUACCAGUAUGCAGCCCAUCACGAGCAGCUUUUAUGUCUGGUAUAUACCCGUUUAAAUCAGGACUACAACAUGUGGUCAUACAACCGAAACAGAAUGUCUGUCUGCCUUUAGAUAUAAAAACUCUACCCCAACAUAUGAAACAAUUUUUCUUCGCUGAUAGAGCUCAACAAAUCAUCAGAAAACAUGAUAAAGAAAAACCACUCUUUAUGUAUUUAGCUUUUCAAAAUCCACACGGACCCGUAGAGGUACCCAAAAAGUACUCGGACAUGUAUCCACAUGUAAUGAAUCUAGGAAGAAAGAUCUUAUCAGGUAUGGUGUCUAUAUUAGAUGAAGCUAUUGGUAAUAUAACACAGACAUUGAUAGACGAGGGAAUGUAUAAUGAUACUCUAAUACUAUUAACUGCUGACAAUGGCGCUGAACCUAUCAAUUACGGUAACAAUUAUCCCUUACGAGGAAGUAAACAUAGUUUGUGGGAAGGAGGAACACGUGUUACGUCAUUUAUGGCGGGAGUUGGUUUACAACAAACAGGUAUCAAAUAUACAGGAUUGAUCCACGGUGUGGAUUGGAUGCCUACUUUAUUAGGAGCAGCUGGAGCACCUCAAGUUGCAGGCAUUGAUGGAAUCAAUCACUGGGAUUCUAUAAGACAGAAUCUAGCAUCUGGAAGAAGAGAAUUUAUUUAUAAUUUAGAUGAUUUUUAUAUUCCAACACAAGGUCAUGCUGCUAUCAGAGUUGGUGAUUGGAAGUUAAUAUUGGGUUAUCCUGGGACAUUUGAUGGCUGGUAUAAACCAAUGAAUGAAACGGAAGAUACGCCAUUUUACGAGAUGACUUGGGCGUCUGGUGAUAAACCUGCGAGGUUAUUUAAUAUCGCUGAUGAUCCUUAUGAAUAUUAUGACGUAGCUGACCAGAAUCCUGAUAUCGUAGCCAAUCUAACAGACAAAAUAAAUCAAUACAGGAAAUCCAUGGUUCCUGCCAUGUAUCCGGCAGAUGAUCCACAAGCAGAUACCAUUGCUAAACAAAAUGGCGAUUCGUGGACUUCCGGUUGGUGUUGA
This is a messenger RNA of Patella vulgata (common limpet), 1233 nucleotides long. Its product is annotated as arylsulfatase B. Lineage: Eukaryota; Metazoa; Mollusca; Gastropoda; Patellidae. Bases 1 to 1233 code for a protein of 410 amino acids. The record is from RefSeq and is a predicted model, not a curated record. The transcript is spliced from 12 exons.